AGGAAUACAGAAUUACCUUCCUUCAGAAUUACAGAACUCGGAUGCAUUGAAUUGAGCACUAAUGGAUAUCCACUCUUUAGUUCAUGGUCAAACAGAUUUCUCACUUGAAUUUUCAAGGGAAGCAUUACAGGUAAGUGCAGCUAAAAACUCUGUUUUUUCUCCAUUGAGCAUAUCUGUGGCAUUGAGUUUGGGUGCAGGAGGAGCAAAGGGUGCAACGUUGGAUCAGUUUUGCAUUUGUCUCAAGUCCAAAGAUGUAUAUCAAUUGCAUGAACUUUCUUCUCAUCUUAUCAAUGUAGUUUUACUAGAUGGAAGUGUCAAUAAAGGUCCCGUGUUGUCAUUUGUAAAUGGAGUAUGGGUGGAUCAGUCUAUGACCUUGAAGCCCAAUUACAACGAUGUUGUGAAGAAUCGAUAUAAUGCUGAAAUUAGCUCACUGGAUUUUAUCAAUAAGGCAAAUGAAGCUAGAAUGGAGGUGAAUAAAUGGGCAGCAAAUGAGACCAAGGGGAAGAUAGAAGAGUUCCUUCCACCUAAUUCUGUAGGUGCAGAUACUAGGCUAAUUUUGGCAAAUGCCUUAUAUUUGAAGGGCGCAUGGCAGAAAAAUUUUGAUCUCUCUGCAACAAAAGAAGGUACUUUUAAUUUGUUGAAUGGGGAAAGUGUGAAAGUACCCAUGAUGACUACUACAAAGAGUCGAUCUAUACAAGUUGUCGAUGACUGCAAAAUCCUACGCCUUCCCUAUUUUCAGGGACAGGACAACCGAUCCUUCUCCAUGUAUAUUAUAUUGCCCAAUGAUAUCAAUGGUCUGCCUGAACUGGAGAGAAAGCUUGAUCUUAAUUUUCUUGAGCACCAUCUUUCCCCAAGAAGUGAGGUGAAGGUACGUUCGUUUCAACUACCUCGCUUCAAGGUAUCUUCCAAUGUCAAUGCAACUGAGAUCUUGAAAAAUAUGGGACUUGUCCUCCCGUUCAGUGAUGAUGCAAAUUUCAACGACAUGGUUGACUGUGUAAGUGGGCGUCUCUGCAUUUCAGAUGUUUUCCACAAUUCAUUUGUGGAGGUUAAUGAGGAGGGCACUGAAGCAGCAGCUGUCACUGCACUCGUGAUGGAAAAGCAAUGCGCAAUCAUAUACCAAAUUGAGGAGGACUUCAUAGCUGACCAUCCAUUCAUGUUUGUGAUCAAGGAAGAUAAAAGUGGAGUUAUCCUCUUUGUUGGACAUGUACUCAAUCCAUUGGAAAGCUAA
Cryptomeria japonica (Japanese cedar) is the source of this 1228-nucleotide messenger RNA. Its product is annotated as serpin-ZXA-like. Bases 62 to 1228 code for a protein of 388 amino acids. The transcript has 2 exons. Lineage: Eukaryota; Viridiplantae; Streptophyta; Pinopsida; Cupressales; Cupressaceae. Gene Ontology annotation, molecular function: serine-type endopeptidase inhibitor activity. The record is from RefSeq and is a predicted model, not a curated record.